UAUGUGGUGGGUUAGCAGGGGGAGGGAUGCGGCUGGACUGGAUGCAGCUAUCAGGAAGUGGAUGCAGGAAUGUGCAGUGAGGGAGCCGGUGCUGGUUACACAGGAAGAGAGGAGACAUCUGACUAUAGAAUAUAUAAGGUGUGUGAUGUCCUUCUCAAGAGGAGGCAGGUGUGAUGUCCUCAUUGCAGACUGUGCAGAUCCUCCUGGGGUCCAGAUGUUACAGCGUGCCCCGGGACCAGCUGGUAGCCCAGAGCGGCUUCUUCCAAGCUCUCUUCCGCUCAGGGAUGCGUGAGAGCAGCGGCGAAGUGGUCACUUUACAUGGCCUCAGCCGUGAAGGUUUGGAAGGCGUCCUGCGCCACAUCACCGGCGGCACUCUUCAAGAGAGCGGCCCCAAAGAGGAGUCACGAUGUGGACUCAAGGCGCUCACCACGGAUUGUCGUCCGGAUGAAGAGGAUCCAGACUUUGGCCACCUGGACGUAGCGCAAGGUCCCCUGCAGGCGCUGGUGGAAGCGGCCUGCUACCUGCAGGUCCAAGGCCUCCUGUCUCUCCUGCAGUCCUCGUUGUCACCAGACACCUGCCUGGAGCUCUUGGAUGUGUCCCAGUUACAUGGUCAGUGGGACCUGGCCGCUGCGUGUCUCCGUUACGUGGCCACUCAUUACCAUGCCAUGUUGCAGAGGCUGGAUUUCCAGGACAGCCCAGAAUCCCUUAAGGACCGCGUCUUGCAGGAGAGACUCCGAGGGGUGCCCGCCCUGCUGGUUCUCUCUCAGCAAGGGCCAGACUCUUGGGUGCUCCUGCGUUACCUGGAGGGUGGAGGCAGCUGGCAGGUACUACCCGGAGAGGUCCCGCAGAGUAUGCUGAGGGUGCAGGGUUACGGGGCAGCCAUAUUAAAUAACUAUCUCUUUGUGGCUGGAGGCACCCGGGAGAACGGGCAGGAGGUCAGUGCUGUCCACUCCUAUAACCCAAGCACUGGAAGCUGGACCGAGGAGCCCGCCAUGAACCAGAAAAGGUGUAACUUCCGCCUGCUCGCCGUGGGCGGGGCUCUCUACGCUGUUGGCGGCCAAUCUUUACAGACCAUGGAGUCUUUCAACCCUGCGCAGAAUACGUGGACCCUUGUGGCCCCUCUCCCAGACACGUUAGUGGAGUUCUCGGCUUGCGAAAGCCUGGGGAAGAUAUUUGUGAUCGGAGGUUACACCCCGCGGGGUCGCAAUCUGAGCGUGCUGCGUUACUGCCCCCUGGCCGACGAGUGGUCCAUCUUCGACAUCUGCCGGCAGCACGUGAGGAAGCAGCAGAUGGUGUCCAUCGAGGAGACCUUGUUUUUGGUGGGAGGCUUCGUAAGAGACAGUCAGUCCGGACAGAGCGAGGACUCUCUCAGCCUGCACUCUUAUGACACCAGGACCAGGGAGUGGAACUGCCUGAAGGUCAAUACAUCCAAAUCCGGCCUCAGCGUCAGCUGCGCCCUACACAACGACGGCAUUUACAUCCUGAGCCGCGACAUCAGCCAUAGCACCGUAGGGAGGCACCGCGUGUUCCUGAAGUACUGUGUGUUCACGGGGGUCUGCGAGUACGUCCGUGGCCCCCCGUCUGUGGGUUAUAACAUGCAGCUGUUCUCCAUGUACCUACCUCACUCGCUAUAACAGAGUAGGGUGGUGAGAUUAAGGUGCGGAUGUAGACAGCGGCAGGUUAUAUGUAUUUAAAGGGAUACAAAAAAUGAAAUGUUCAUAUUGAAUAAAACACCCUAACAUCCUAAGCAACACACUUGUUAUGCCUGUCGCAAAACACUUCCAAAAGGUCAAAGAGGGAAGAUCCAUUAAAUCGUAAAAAAUAAAUAAAAUAAAAUGGUGUUGUUGCCUAUAGCAACCAAUUAGACUCCAACUAUCAUUUAUCAGAUGCAGGCUAGGAAAUAAUAGCUUGAGGGGAUUAACAGCAAAUAUUUUUCUUCCCCUGAAUGUAUGUAGGGUGGAUACCACCGUAGGUUUCUAUGAGCAUACAGUACUGACAGAUUUACCAGUUUCCACUACAGCACUGGUUCUCAUCUCGGUCCUCAGGACCCCAAGCAGAUCAUGUCUUCCAGGUCUCCUCAUAGAAUCGCCAGUGCAGUGGCGCACACAGGGGGGGUUCCGAGUAACUGGAACCCCCUACGACGAGCCAAACUUUUUAUUUUUGAGAUGGAGACAGCAGUGUGUGUGUGUGUGUGUGUGUGUAUAUAUAUAUAUAUAUAUAUACACACAUACAGUAUACGUAUAUACAUACAUACUCACACAGAAACGGGUGGCACUUCAUAUGCCGGCUGUCAGGAACCCGACACCCAACAUACCGACAACUAUUUUCCCUCUUGGGGCGUCCACGACACCCCUGGAGGGAGAAUAAAUCGCGUGGCGCACGUAGCGUGCCACCGUGCUCACAGCGUGGAAAGCGCAGUGAGCCCACAAGCGGCUCUUUUGCGCUCGCCCCGCUGCCGGCAUACCAGCGGCCUGGGAUCCCGAGCGCCAGUAUGCCCUAGUAGACCCCGCGGAAACCCCCCUGACUACAUCCUGCAUUUGCCCCUGCAGUGAAAUGAUUAGUUCCACCUGUGAAUCUUUUAGAACGUGUCAGCGAGCAAUGACCACGCCUGGGCAACUGCCGGGUGACCUGGAAAACGUCAGCUGAGGAACGAGUUUGAGAACCACUGCUCCACGGAAUAUGCUGCCGCUAUAUAAAUUGAUAAUGAAAUGUGAAUACGUUUAUGUGUUCUGUGUUUCAGUUCAUCCGGAGUCGGUCGCAGGCGGGGAUACGCCCAUUGUGCCGCUCUUUUUAAACAUUACGUUCCCACAAGUUUUUUUGGGUUUUUUUCUCAACGGAGAACCCAGAGCGUAUGAUGUAAUAUUACAUGUAGAGGACGAAUGUUCACAUUAAAUCAUGAGUUAUUUUUUUUUUUUUUUUUACAUGAACUGAUCUGAAUUUAUUAUUGAAGGACAAUAAAUAAGUCUUUUAG
This is a messenger RNA of Pseudophryne corroboree (corroboree frog), 2971 nucleotides long. RefSeq names its product kelch like family member 42 (gene KLHL42). NCBI's taxonomy places the organism in Eukaryota, Metazoa, Chordata, Amphibia, Anura, Myobatrachidae. The record is from RefSeq and is a predicted model, not a curated record. Gene Ontology annotation, molecular function: protein binding. The transcript has 4 exons. The coding region runs from base 174 to 1634 and encodes 486 amino acids.